Messenger RNA from Oncorhynchus tshawytscha (Chinook salmon), 699 nucleotides. It is a transcript of the gene mrpl32, whose product is annotated as mitochondrial ribosomal protein L32. Gene Ontology annotation, cellular component: mitochondrial large ribosomal subunit. Gene Ontology annotation, molecular function: structural constituent of ribosome. The transcript has 3 exons. Gene Ontology annotation, biological process: translation. The record is from RefSeq and is a predicted model, not a curated record. NCBI's taxonomy places the organism in Eukaryota, Metazoa, Chordata, Actinopteri, Salmoniformes, Salmonidae. The coding region runs from base 81 to 611 and encodes 176 amino acids.
GUCGCAGUUCAAUGACGUAUGUGAUUCAAUGACCGUGAGCUGUGUGACAUGAGUGUAAAGGCACUACUCAAACCUCUAAAAUGAUGAAUUCGUCUGGUUUCGUGUGUUUUUUGAGACGUUCGUUGUUACAGCUGGAAUGCAGAAUUAUAGAGGCUACAGGACUUGACAGACAGUUUGCCCCAGCUCUAGCUGUCCAUGGGCCCAGCAUCCUCCCACAUCCCCACGAUGAGCAAGAGGUGACCUCGGAGCCCAGCUUCCUGGACAAUGUGUUCUGGAUGGCAGCACCCAAAAAGAGACGCACAAUAGAAAUCAACAGGACCAGAAGACGAGACCCAAGCUUUAUGCUCAAAGUUAAGACCAACAUUGAGCCGUGCGUGGAGUGUGGCCACCUGAAGCAGAAGCAUAUUCUGUGUGGGUUCUGUUAUGAGAAGAUCAGGAAGGAGACAGCGCUGAUCCGAGGUCAGAUUAAAGCCAUGGAGGGCAGGCCUCUCAACACACCAGCGCAGGAGACCCUGGUCCUGUAUGACAGCGAGAGUCCAUGGGAGUCCGACAAAGACAAGAGGAUAGUGGAGAGAAACAGAAAACGACCCUCCUGGUUCAGUAUCUAUUGAGGUAGCAUUUAGUCACACCAGUAAUUAGGUUGCUAAUAUCCCAGUUUCUGUCGUGAAGUAAAUGCAUUGAUAAAAAAAAUCAACAGCA